CCCCGGGGCGGCACUUCCCGGCCGGGACUCCCGACCCCCGCGGGACGCAGACGUCCGGGACCCCGCCGUGACCCCCGGGGGGGCUGGUCUAUGGGGGUGCCCCCUGUAACCCCCAUCUCCCAGGGGGCUGUGCGUGGGCCCCUCCCCUCCCAAACCCCGCCCUCCCCGGCGAUGGCGCUGGCGCGGCUGGAGCGGGACCCGGCGGGCGCGGGGCGGUUCGGUUCGGCCGUCCCCCCCCCUUGCCGCCACCGGCCCUGCGCCCUCGGCGUGGACGAGGCGGGGCGGGGGCCGGUGCUGGGGCCUAUGGUUUAUGGGAUCUGCUACUGCCCCGUGGAGAAGCUGGAGGAACUGGAGGCGCUGGGUGUGGCAGACUCGAAGACGCUGUCGGAGGGGGAGCGGGAGCGACGCUUUGGGCUGCUGGAGGCAGCGAGCGACAUCCUGGGGUGGGCACUGCACGUGCUGCCCCCCGACCACAUCUCUGCCUGCAUGCAGCAGCGAGCCAAGUACAACCUGAACGAGCUGUCGCACGAUACAGCUGUGGGCCUCAUCCAGUUCGCGCUAGACUCUGGGGUGCAGGUGGCCGAGGUGUUCGUGGACACAGUGGGGCCGGCAGAGAAGUAUGAGGCGAAGCUGCGGCAGCGCUUCCCGGGGCUGGAGGUGACCGUGCGCCCCAAAGCUGAUGGGCUCUUCCCCGUUGUCAGCGCCGCCAGCAUCUGUGCCAAGGUCGCCCGUGACCGGGCCGUGAAACACUGGAAGUUUGUGGAGGACCUGGAGGACAUCGACCGGGACUACGGCUCAGGGUACCCCAACGACCCCAAGACGAAGGAGUGGCUGCGGCGGCACCUCGAGCCUGUCUUUGGGUUCCCCCAGUUCGUGCGCUUCAGCUGGGGGACGGCGCAGGAGCUGCUGCAGCGCAGGGGGGUCCCCAUCAAGUGGGCUGAUGAGGACCCCAAGCAGGACCCUACGGCCCCCCCCUCGGUGCUCUCCUACUUCGCCCGGACCCCGGCCCGGCGACCCCCCCACCGCUUCUUCCAUGAGCGCAGCCUGCGGCCCCUGGCUGAGCUGUGACCCCCCCCCGGAAUGGGGGCCCCCCACCCCCCAAUAAAGCAAGUGAUUGUUUUUUU
This is a messenger RNA of Aquila chrysaetos chrysaetos, 1124 nucleotides long. RefSeq names its product ribonuclease H2 subunit A (gene RNASEH2A). Lineage: Eukaryota; Metazoa; Chordata; Aves; Accipitriformes; Accipitridae. Gene Ontology annotation, biological process: DNA replication, removal of RNA primer; mismatch repair. The record is from RefSeq and is a predicted model, not a curated record. Gene Ontology annotation, cellular component: ribonuclease H2 complex. Gene Ontology annotation, molecular function: RNA-DNA hybrid ribonuclease activity; RNA binding.